CACAAACAAUUUAAUGUCACCGAAAACAGUCCAAUAAGUGUACUUCACUUCAUGAAUGACAGUACGGUUUUAGUAGUCGAAUCUUAACUAAAAACUGACGGAAAGUAAAUGAAUUUGGUGCAAGAGUGGUACAACUAUUCAUUAAGGUCAAUGAUUUAAGAUCGUAAACAAACACGGAACAGAGCGACGUAAGGCGUUCAAAUUACAUAAGUACUUCGAAUGGGGGGUAAGACUUACGUUUCGAGUCCCAGUUUCGCUUACUUAGUUACUGAAUCGGAAUGGUGCCCCUAGAAUGAAUAAUAAAACACGAUAAUUUUGCAUUUAUGUGUACUAUUACUGCUGUGUACGUGCGGGGUGUCGAAUGGUGUAAAACCUGUACACAGUAAUAAAUGAGAGCUCAAGACGACACAAUGGAGAAGGGAUUCGAGCUUGGUGGUCCAGAUCGCAAAUUUUUCGAACUGAAACGACUGGUUUCUGUGGGCAGCAUACGACUUGCUACCCGUUACGAGGUUGGAAGGAGACAGCUUCUCGCAUUUGUCAUGGGGUCAGGUGAUCUCUGUUUGUACUACCUUUGCAAUGAAGAUAAUGAGAAGCCCGUUAUGCGACACAUCCCAUGGUACCAAGAUAAUAGCCGUAUGAUCUCAGCCAUGUGUUUUGAUCCUUCAGGCUCGUGGCUGCUUGUUGCAAGCUGUGAUGGAACACUUGUCAUUGUACCAGCACUGGCUUUGGUGGACAGUGCUAAAGCCAAAGAUCACCAGUGGUCUACGACAGAAGUGACAGUUUUUCCUUCAGUCACCUCUCCCCCUGCUGCUUCAUUGUCUGCUAGCAGCUUGGCUAGCUCUGUCAAUGGAAGUCCACUCACUACUCGCCGUAGUUCAGCAGCUCGACCCACAGCAGUUGUGUGGUGGCAGAGCAUUCUGGGUUGCCAUCAUACAGCUAUUGUAGGAACAGAAACUGGAACCAUAUUUUUUGUGAAUCUCUCGACAGGUGUCCAAGUGGGCACAACCUAUGUGAGAGAUGCUAUAACUGAACUACACAUGUGCCAAGACAACAGUCUCGAUGUGAUCUUCUUACUGAUCACUUGUAUUAAUCACAGUCAAUGGAAGCUGCUUCUGGAACAGCGUACCACGGGAUACACUUGGCCUGUUGACAGUGCCAGUCAUGCCAAGCCAUACAGCACCAGCAGUCAGUGUCAGUCUACAAUAGUCGAGUCUGAUGCAAAUGGAAAAAGUCUUCCCAGAUCACGUCUCCAGGGACUGAAACAGUUAUCAGUUGAGAAAUUGACCAGCAUUCGCAACAAAUUGGUUGAGACACGAUCACGAGGGAUAGCUGUAGUGCAGCAUGUACGGAGAGAAAGCAGCAGUAGCAGCAGUGAUGAUGCAGCAUCAUCACAACAGAGAAAGUCUUCUAUGACGUCUUCUACAUUUAGUGAAGUUUCAUCAUCAUUUGUAACAACUGGACCAUUACCUGAAUCUCUGAGUGCCCAUGUUGGCGAAACAUUUUUGAGCCCACAAUAUGCAAGGGGACGAUACCUCCUUUCUGGUUAUUACACACCUUCCAGCAUCCUUACUAUUCAUGGAAUGGAUCUUGAAGUUGUCCCACUGUUUGUCCACAAAUUACCUCCUGAGUGUGGAUAUAUUCUGGUCACUGACAGAUUUCUGUUUGUCACCGACAGCAAAAAUGAAAAACUGUCUGUUAUUUCAACACAGUUGUCAGAAAGCAGACUUGAUGGUGACACGGAUUACAAUCCUGACUCGGUGAUAAAUUCAUUUGGGUUUAAAGAUGAUGAAAGAAUUUUAAGUGUGUUUAAACACUCUGCAUCCUACCAAAGAAAAGAAGAAACAAACAGACAAGGGGAUACAGAACAGAGUGAAAGUAGGAAGGAUGACAGAUACAGGAAGUAUGCAAAAGACUUGGACAAACAAGGGGGUCAAUUUGUAUUACCACAAAAAGUUAGUGACUUGAAAAUUGAUGCUCCAUCUAUUGACACCAUUAUUAUUGUUACCAAUCAUGGACUGUAUGAAGUAAAAUUGAGCCAUCCUCCUGUUGAGAUAUUUAUGGAACUGAUAUUAGAACAUUCUGAAAUAGAACGAGCUGAACGUUUGGCACUCAUUUUUGGCCUCAAUCUGCAACAGCUACUGGAAAUGGCUGGAGAUCUCAAGCUAUCAGCAAAGGACUUUCCUCAGGCCAUUGCUCUCUACAAACUCUCUAGAUGUCGACAUCUGAAGAGUGUAUUAAAGUUUGCUGUGGCAGGACAUUCUGCAGAACUGCUUGGCUACAUAAAUCUACUGUUAGAGACAACUGGACUUGAUCUCACCACACCAGAGCGUAUCCAUCUCGCUAAUUUGGCUGUAAUGGCACAUUCAGAGCAAGUCUUACGUGCUACUGCAGGAAAACCAUCGCUUUUGAGAAAAUAUUUGAAGUUCUUAUGUGAGAAUCCUCAUUAUGAUGAGGUACUUGCUGUCAAUGUUGCUGGACAAACUGGUUUAUGGGAUGUUCUACAUUAUCUUUGUGGUCAAAGGGGACUUCAGUUUGAGGUGCUAGAGGUCCUGGCUAAGGCAGUCCAAUCUUCUGAAUUUUCUCAACACAAUACUGUAAUGGCUCCUUUUAGCUCUGCAUUAUGGCGCUGCUUGAGUGAACCUUCACUACUUCAAGCCCUUAUAUGUCGACCAGUACAAGCGGGCCACCAUCUACAAUUUGUUAGUACACAUUUGCCAUACCUAGGAGAAGAAGUGUUGGAGAGAUUGGCUGCAUUAUAUGAUCCGUCAUCACCCGUACUUUGGCCUGCUGUGACUCGACUACUAUUAUCCAGACAACAUAAAAAUUCUUGCAGCAGUUCCUACUCAGCUCAGGAAUCGUUUGACAUCACAGACAGUAAUGAAGAUCACAGCAUACCAAUACAGAAGAUGAUAACUGUAUUUUUGAUCAUAUUAUUAUACCUUGCGAAGCAACGAAACAAACAUCAUGUGUAUUUGCCAGAGCUGAUGGAGAGAAUAUCUCUGCAUAAGGAUCAGCAAACAGAGGAUGUUCCAUUAAAAAAAAAUGCUGGGAAUGUGGCAGCAAACAUGUUGAGUGCUGGUUUUGCUCAUGUCGCUGUUGUUCGUAAUUCUACUGUGUAUACUUGGGGAAAUGCAGGUCAAGGAUGCCUGGGUACUGGUCCAACAAUGUCUCGCUUUGGCACUCCUCAUGGCCUCUCACUGUUCCCAAAUCUGAAGGUGGAGGUGAGCGCUGUGGCUUGUGGGCGCCAACACACUCUUGCUCUUACAAGCAAUGGGGUUUAUGCAUGGGGAUCAUCACAGUUUGGACAGCUUGGCAUUGGAAGUACAGGGCAGUCUUCAACUCCAAUCCUCAUCAGUGGACUUGCAUCAGAAUUAAUUACUUCCAUCUCUGCAGGGCAAUACCAUUCACUUGCCCUUACAGCUGAUGGCAGGGUUUAUUCUUGGGGUUGGGGUGUACAUGGACAACUUGGUAUUGGUUCAAUCGAAGAUGCUCUCCAUCCAAAACCAGUGAAGCGUCUAAAUGGACAGGUUGUGAAGCAGAUUAGUGGUGGCCAUGGCCAUUCUCUUUUCCUCACUGAAACAGGCGAAGUAUUUACUUGUGGUUCAAGUGUCUUUGGGCAAUUAGGAAAUGGAGGAAAUAUCAAGAGUUCCACACCAGUACUAGUGUCAUCUCUCCCAGAAACCUGUGUUCUUGUAUCAACAGGAUACUUUCAUAAUCUGGCUUUAAGUACAUCUAACAAACUGUACUGCUGGGGCUCUAGUCCUCAAGUACUUCGUCUUCAAGCCCAGGCUCACAAAAAAGCACGAUUAAUGCAAAAGCAUACUGCCCCAGCAGCUGACAAAGCUCCUUCUCCACCAGCAUCACCACAUGCGGCAGUUGUUGUCAGUCCAACUAUGGAAUUCAAGGGCUUGGCAGCAAUGGGAACUGAAUUAGUAGCUGAUCAUUCAAGUUCACCUCAACGAACAUCAUCUGAUGUAUUGAGUGAUAAAGAAGGGCAACAUCAUCUGCUCCCCCAGGAAGUGGACACAUCAUUAGUUACUGGAACAAUAGUUCAGUUGUCCUGUGGCUGCCAUCAUUCAGCACUGUUAACAUCUAAUGGUACCCUGUAUGUCUGGGGCAGAAAUCUGGAUGGUCAGCUGGGCACUGGUUCACGGAAAGAAGUGUUAAUACCAACACCUGUUGCAUCCCAGAAAAAGCAGUCCCCUGCAUCAACAAUUAUCUGUGGAGGCAUUCCUGAAGACAGUCAGUUACAGCAAGUUAGCUGUGGCUGUGAAUUCACUACAGCAUUAGAAGCAGCAAGUGGGCGUCUGUGGGCAUGGGGCAGCAAUGCUCAUGGCCAGCUGGGCAGGCCACCUUUAGAAGAGGGCAAGGCACUCGAGGGUCGCCUCAUCAUGCUGAAGACAUCAAAACGUGUCAUUAAAUUGCCACAAGGUGCUCAUAAUGCUUGUGAUAUGCCACAGGAAGUGACAGGAGUUCCAAGUAACAGCAUCUCUUUUCAGGCCCAGCCUCAAGGACCAGUUUUUUGGCAGCCGUGUCCAUCACUGAAUAUUGAAGAUCCACCAUACGGUCCAAGGACACUGCAUUUUGCUUUGCAACACUUCCAUGGGCAUUAUGAUUCUGCAGCACUGUUAAGCAAGUGUGUUGAGCUGGAGAACUACCAGGCAGCUGCAAAACUUGCAUUGUUGGGUAGGAUGUAUCACCAGGCACUAUCUUUCCAGUUAAAGGCUUUGACUCUAGCUGUUGCUUCAGAUACCUGUAAGAUUUCCUCAGAGGAAAUUACUAUUCCUGAAGUAAGCACUCAUUCGAGUUUUGAAGAAUGCCAACCGUCUGGAAAGAUGAAUGUUUUCUCUUCUACCAACAAGCAUCAUGAAACUGUAGCUGAUAAAGACAUCUGCACCAGUGAACAUUCUAUUAACAAAGACAAAGAAAAAUCAAAAAUGGAAUUUAGUGAAAACCAUGCAGAAGAGACAUCGCAACUCCAACAGUCGUCAGAAUUUACAGAAGGGGACAGUGAAUAUUCUGUUUCUGAACAUUGUAGAACAGAUGCCGAAUCAAGUCAGGAUAUUAGUGUGAGUUCUACACCAGAGAAUCUUCUCUCUUUGGAAAUUCACCCAUUUGCUAUUCAGGGAGGGAAGGAGCAGAUGUCUGAGGAGACUCGGUACCUUAUGAGUCCAGAUUCUCCAUCAUCACUUCCCCCAGGGUUGCAGACUCCUGAUCUAACAAGCUCCCUUGGUAGUGAUGAAAGGUGUCCUUCAGUAGCACCUGAUGUGCUGUUUAACAGUGCUCUUGCAGGCAUUCCUGAUGAGAGUAAUGCAAACUCUUCACAUUGUAAUCAAGCUGAAGAUUCUAAAAUAAUGCCAGAAGUAAGAGUAAAUGGUAAUACAGAAUUAUUGUCCUCCAAGCAACUGACUGUCCAGGAAAGCAAUGUUGAACAGGCUUUGCAAGAAAAUAUCACAAAGGAAAAGGAAAGUAGUAAACCUGACAGUCUUCCAGAAAAAGCUCCUACAAUUACAGAAGCAGAUUCAAGUAGUUCUGGUCUUUUGACUAGAAAUGACAUUGUAAAACAAGUGACAGUAAUUAUGGAAUAUUAUAUAUCUGUUAUGGAAGAGGACAGCCAUACAGCAAUGAGUCAUCUUCUCCAGGAGGGUAUAGAAUUUUGGUUGCAGAAUGCUCUACCAGUGAAUCAUUUAGAAGAUCUGCUGCUGAAAUACAUGUCCAAACUAUUUUUUCCUCUUGGCCUUCAACUUUUCUGCAAGGAAGAUGCUGCAGUAUCUCUCAGUCACUUGUCUCCUGACUUCUGCCUCCAGCUGAGUGCUGCUCUGCUGAACAAUAUUGAACAAACCAAGAGAAUUCCACAUGAAUUUGCUGAAGUUCUUGCUGAAGUUGUGGCACCAUCUCAAGGAACUGUAAGUGAUAAGGAUAGUAAAUGUGUUGGUACGGAUCAGUUAAUGGAAACAGUACUGUCCAGUAUCACAGAUUCAAGCCUGUUAAGCCUCAGUGUUAAUCCUUCCACGGAGUCGGUAGUGAACGGAGAACAGUUGCUUGCUUUCACCUGUGGGCAUCAAUGUCCUCAAACAGUAACACAUGUUCCAGAAUGUCCAGCUACAUCACGUGUUUUACAGGAACUUUAUGAGAGCACAACACCACCUCUUGCAUGUCCCCACUGUGUAAUGGGAUAUUUACAAGACAGAAAGGCAACUGAAGUCUGAAACAAUCAGGUUGGCAGCCAGUCUACAAUGUUGAUCGGACUGUGUGGUUUAUACAAUCGUAAGCAUUGAAGAAAAUCUAUUUUAUUGUGAUAAAAAGUACGCUUAUUGGUCCAUGUCCUUUUUAUAAAUCCAUUACUGAAAAUUAAACAUUUAAGAUUUGUAAAGACAAUGUAAUCCUUGACUUAUAGAGUUUUAUAGUCAAUUGUGACAAUGAAACAUUUUAAUGUUGCCUUGUGGAUAUGCAGAUAACUUUAGAAUUACUCUGAGAGCUUUGAGUGUGUGGUGUGGAUAGUGUGAAUAAGAUGGCACUGAUUUAUGGUAGGAGAGAAGGCUAAAUCCAAAUAUGGAUAGUGACUGACAAAUUUUUUGUCUACAAGCAGAAGGAGAAUGGAAAAUAGUGCAUAUAAGUGUUCACUGAUAGCAAAAUGAAGAAGUAUAGAGCAUGACUAUUCUCUAAUGAUUUGGGAAAGUUAUCUAAUUUCUUGAAAAAGAGAUCUGGGUUCAAAUAAUUUUUGAAGAGGAGAGGACUCUCAAAAUUUCAGAAGCCUUUAUAAAUAAUUUUGUGUGUAAUCACAGCAUGUAUAAAAACGUGUUAACUUUUGAUAUAGGAACUUGUUUCUUGGUUGCGCAUGAUGACCACUGUCACAACAUGUAAGUUAUCAUACGUGUAUGAUGUUUACCUACAAAGAAACUGUGUUAGCUCUACCUGGAUGGAGCAUCCUCACUAGUCAUUGGAGUUAUAGUCAGGCUGUAAUCUCAGUGAUUCAUUUCCCUUGUUAUCAUGUUGUAUAUUGUAGAAAGUUUUGCAUUCAAUGUAAUGCAGCCAAAACCAUGAGUCAGCUGAGUAGCACUUCUUUUCAGUGAACUGAUUCAUGAAAAAUCCUUGAUUCUUUGGCAUUUUUCAUCUCCAGUCACGCAAGUGAAAUUCAACAUACAGUUACAGGUGCCAGGAGGCAGCUUUUAAAAUAAUGUUAAAGUGUGUGACAGCAUUUUUGGAAUUAAUUUCCAAUAAUCUUCAGUUUGAUGGCUGGGAAAGAAAACACUCAUAAUUGUAGUCUUAAAUAGAAAGAUUAAACUUCUCUUGAAUUGCAAACAUUACAUGUCUACAACAAAUAUCAAUUCUUUAGCUUUUUACAGUUUAUGAAAGUGUAUUAAUUGUUAAUAAAUUCCAGAUAUUGUUUUAUUCUGAAUAUUAUGUUACAUGCUUACUGUAAGUGGUAUGUAUUCCAAAAGAAAGCUAGGUAGAGGAAAAGUAUAUCUAUUGGAGUAUACAAAUCUUUAGUUGGGCUUGUGGCAACAUGUGUAAAUUUCUUUCCCUUCUUUGUAGGAAAACUUUUGUCUUUCAUAUUAAACAGCAAUGUACUAAGUCAUAAUUUGUGUAUUCCCUGAAUUCAGCUUAAAGUCUUGAUGUGUGUCUUAAAAACAUACCAGAAAUACAGUAUUUAACUGAACCUGAGUUCAAUGAAAUGUGUUAGUGUUAUAGGUCAUCAUUUGUACUACAUAAUGUCAGAAGCCCUACCUACAUGUUCAGUUUCACAUGUUCAUGUGAAGUUUUUGCACAAGUGUAUUAAGAAAGAGUUUCAAGUCUUUCAGAAUAUUUAUCCUAGUCACAGAAUGUUUUAUCAGUUUUGAGAUACAAAUUACAGUUACUGUUGUUAUCUAUCAUUAUAUUGUGUUUUUCUCUUUAGUGGUUCUUAGGAUUAACAAUAGUAUUUUAGAGGUCAUUUUUAUGUAAAUAAACCCUUUUUUGUAUAUACAUUGAAUUCAGGUGCAUAGAGGUUAAAACAAAGUCAACAUGUUGCUCUCUAACAUUGUUCUAGUCAUUUAAAAUUUUCUCAAAUGACAAAUGAUCAUUUGAGAUGAUAUGUACAUAUUUAACUGUCUUAUAUAAUGAAACUGAGCAUAAGUACAAACUUGCUACUCUUUAUUGGGCUGUAAAAUACUUAAAGGCAGUUAGCAUUAAAGAAACAUAAGUAAAAGAUCAGGUAUUAAAUGUUCAACAUACUCGAAUGGUUAAAGAGUGCAUGUAUCACUACAAAGCCACUUGUUGUCAGUUAUCCAUUUUGUGUUUCCAGACAAAUAAUAAAUCCACAUGUAUUCAUAACUGAAUGUGGUAAUAACAAACUGCUAAUAUUUAUAAACAGAGCCAGUACAACAGUAAAAUGAAAUCCUUUUGGGCCAGACAUUCAUGAUAUGGUCAUAUUAUUUUCUGCAGCCCAUACAAAAUAUCAGAUUGAAACUAGGCAGAUGUAUAAAUUUCAACAUCAGUUUUAAGUAGUACCAAUUCAAAAUGUUUGGUUAAAUUAUUACUAGUGUUCAUUAUUGUUCAUAAUUUAUGUAAAUGUCUUCCAGAGUAAUUUUAGAUUUGAAUGAGACAUAAUGAAAGAUGUCAUAUUCAAUAUGUAACUUUUAUAUUCAUAAUAACUGCUUGCUGUGGUAUGGUUGCACCUGAUUUACUGCCUCAUUUUUAUUAAUUCAUAGAUGUUAAAAAGAACUUGCUCCUCCAAAAACAUAUACUUGUACAUAUAACAUCAGGAAACUGGGAUAAUCUGUAUGUAGAUGAUAGAAGACAACCAUAUCAACUCUCUGUAAUUAUAUUUUUAAAUGCAAUCUUAAUUUAUGUCAUGAAUAUUAUUACAUAAUAACUUUUCCUGUUAAAAUUAUUGUUUUUGUCUGAAGGUUGUGAUGUAUAAUAUUUGCAAUGACUACAGCAACACUGUUGGAUUUUUUUUAGAUAUAACACUCACUCUUGUGAGUAGGUGUAUCUUCAUGUAUAAUUUAAAUUAAAAUGUAUAUCCUACCAUUUACAUGCAACACUGUUGGAUUUUUUUUAGAUAUAACACUCACUCUUGUGAGUAGGUGUAUCUUCAUGUAUAAUUUAAAUUAAAAUGUAUAUCCUACCAUUUACAUGAGACUGCUUGUCAUCACUAGUACUUUUAACGGUAGUCGUUGUCUCUUGUCUAGAAAAUGUGUGGAGAUUUGUCAUUGUAUAAUACCAUUAUGAAUAUUAUCUCUUAUAGAAAAUGGUAUACCCAUUAAUUUUGAGAGACAGUUUAAAAUGUGAGAUAACAGGUAAUCUGGUCUCUUAUGAUGUGCCCUAAGAAUUUGAAAA
Molecule: messenger RNA, 9321 nt
Organism: Schistocerca piceifrons (Central American locust)
Lineage: Eukaryota; Metazoa; Arthropoda; Insecta; Orthoptera; Acrididae
Exons: 30
Coding region: 390-6209 (1939 amino acids)
Source: RefSeq, a predicted model, not a curated record